GCCAGAGUGGCUCUGAGAUUGCAUGAAAAAGGUUAUUAUACCGGGUUUAUAGAGCAGUAAUAAUCUCAGGCUGUAAAUCAGUGCAUUUCGACUCACACAAAAACACAGAAGAGCUCAGUUUUCCCAGGACUCAGCUGAACGGUUCAAGAGAGUUAAGAAGGAACUAGACAAGGAGAGGAAACUCGUGCAUAUAAUGGAGAGCUGGACAAUGUCGAAGCACCCAAGAAUUAUCCACAAGAGGAGGGAGAAGAUCACGGCUCUGCCUCUCUACUACUCUGGAAACCUGCUGAAGAAAAGCUCCAGAGAGAAGGAUUUCGAGCGCUUCUUCGGAGAGCUCAGAGGAUCAACGCUGUUUCUAUAUACCAGUGACACACAAGAUACAUACACAGAAAGCCUGGACCUGGACUUGCUAAAGAACAUAGAGCUGGAGUCUCAUAAAAAGAAGGUGCCAACUAUUUUCACCUUAGCUCUGCCCCUAGAGGAGGUGCAGUUAAAGAUGGACAAUGCUGAAACAGGAGAGGAAUGGAGAUGCUACAUUAUGACUGUAGUUAAUAAAGAGAUUCCCAAAAACCUUCAGAUGCUGCCUGGUCAGAAGAUGAAGCUGGAAGAGAUGCUGUCUCUGGAAAAGAAAAGAAACCCCCAGCUGCAGCGCCCAGCUCUUCCACCUCGACCGAGUUUCCUGAAGUCUAAAGAUACUCCGGCCCCUGACAUGCCUGCCUGUUUCUUCGAUGUAACUCGACAGGAGGCUGAAAAGAUGCUCAAGGAGAACCCUGAGAAUGGAAACAUCAUCCUCCGCCCGUCCACCAUGCCCAAGAACUACGCCCUGACGAUCAUUCAAAAGACGAGCAGUGGGGCUAUCCCGAAGAACUACAGGGUGACCUCCACAAGUUCUGGCUUUGUGAUUGAACUGGAUACUCCAAUGACCGUCCGCUCACUGAACGAUGUACUAAAGUACUUCCUGGAGAAGACUGAGUACCGCCUACGUCCCUACAUUGUAUCUCAGCCCUAUGAUACCCGGAUAGAGGUGUCCCCUCCCCCAAAGUGUGUCAGCGUCCCGCCACCUACAGUCCCCAGAGCCCAGGUGGCACCCAUGCAGCACUCCCAGACCAAAGACAAGCUUCUUCCCCCUCUACCCAAGCCUGAUGAGGGAGAAUAUGUGAUGCCAGAUGAGCCUGUGCUGGAUGAGCAAAUGAUGAUGAAAGCUCAGGUGUCUGAGCUUCAGGCAGUUUUACAAAUGAGAAAAAAAGAAAAUGUCUACAUGGAAACUGGAAUGGGCAAAGAAUCCACCUAUGAGAAUGGAAACGGUGAAAAUUGCAACUACAAGGUCCAGUGGGCUACAAACCGUCCCAUGUUAUGAACUUUAAAAUCCUGCCAAUCCAAUGUCAGAUUUAUUUAUGCCUCAAUUAUUACGUUUUCCACUGAAUUUGACUGCGUUCUGCCUUUACAAGUUUUUUUCUGUGGGGAUAUUAAACACAUGCCAAGGUUAUAUCAGAAAUAAAAAGGCUCCAAGUUUAUUAUAAGAGAGGAAGAGAGCCUUUGGACACUUUUCUUCCAACACUGUACAGAAUAAAAAACAGCAAAGCAAUCAUUUAAACAGACGUUUGGGUUUAUUUCCUAGGAUACAGAUUUUAUAUGUUUGAUGACAAACAAGCUAUUUUAUAUAUUUUUUAUGUUAGGGAUUAAGGUGAUUAUUCAACUUGUUCAAGACUAUAGAUGUCUCCAAAGUACCACCUGACAUCCACAGAUGAGACACUGUUCAUGAGAGUUAGAAAGCCAGGGGAGAAAAAAGCAAAUUAGCCAAAUAUGUUUAAAUAUUUUGUGAAUUUAAAGCCUUUUGAUGGAAACUUUGACUUUGUGUCAAACUGAAGGCCCAACAGAUGUGAGAACCUCCCCUUUUAUGACUGAACUUGAGUAGUUCUGAUCAGAAAGUUUUUGCACGGUUUAGAGAAUACGUUUGUUCCAUGUCUUAAUAGUUCAUUUCUGCAUUGUACCAUAUGCACUCUACAGUAUUUUGUUUACAUGUACCCCCAUAAAGCUGCAGAUCUCUGCAUUUGAUCCUGUUUCAUUAAGAAAAGCAUCUUGUCUUGAAAUGACUAGAAAAUAAUGACAAGCUAACGAAAGAAGUCUGAAAUAUCAAAGGGAAUUCAAGAAACACUAAAAAACACUAUACACUUUAGUGUUUAAGAAAAUGUAAAUUAUAUGUUGUAUAUAAACUUUUUUAUUGUACUUUUCACCUCCAAGCAUCCAUACUCUUUUUGUCUAUGUGUAGCAUUAUUAUAAAAAGUAUUUUCUGACUCGGUGCGCUGAUGUUUUCAAGGGAUUGUUGGCUAGCAGUGUCUAUAACACUCUCAAGACAAUCCAGACUCUUUUCAUGUGUCGUUCCACGAUGGUGGAAUGAUCUACUGAGCGCUACCAGAACAGUGUAGUGCCAGUUUAUCUUCAAGAAACUCUUGAAGACCCAGCUCUUUAAAGAGCUUCUCCUACCUUACCUCCUCUACUGCACUCUUUCUACACUGCUACCACCUAGACAGACCCUGACUAUUGGUUUCUUCUAGGUUUCUGUUAGCCUCGAUAUUAACUGCGUUGUUAUAUUUGUAUUUUUAAGUUGCUUAGGAUAAUUGUCUGCCAAAUGAAUUUAUGCAAAUAUAAAUGCGAUUCUGUCUCACAAUUCACUGAUGAUACGGUCAAAAUAAUAGAAAAGGAAAUCCUCACAUAUCACACGACUGUUGGCCAAACCAGACAUCCCAUUACGACCAACAUCUCCAGAUUUUCAUUUUUGAAAGCUGCUAAACUUCAGUUUUGGCUUAAUAUUUGUUUUAUUAUUAUUAUUAUUAGUGUAGCAAUGUCUAAUUAUACCACAAUGUAAAAAGAAAACAUAAUGAAACUGUAAACAUGUAAAAUAUUUUAAUGCAAGUUGAAAACAAAAGACCAUGAUCCAGGAUGAUCUUCAUUCUUUAUUUUUCACACUUAGGAGUAAGCCAACAUAAAUGUUUAGAAGUUUUUAUAUUACAUUAUGUUUUACUGUAUUACUUUCAUCAGUGUAGUGGAUCAUAUAAGCUUAAAGAUCAUUCAUCACUCAAAGAACAGCAAGACUGUGAAAAAUAUUCAAUAAAAAAGAAAAAGAAAGCUCC
This is a messenger RNA of Girardinichthys multiradiatus, 3131 nucleotides long. RefSeq names its product signal-transducing adaptor protein 1-like. Gene Ontology annotation, molecular function: signaling adaptor activity; protein kinase binding. Lineage: Eukaryota; Metazoa; Chordata; Actinopteri; Cyprinodontiformes; Goodeidae. Gene Ontology annotation, biological process: cell surface receptor protein tyrosine kinase signaling pathway; positive regulation of B cell receptor signaling pathway. The transcript is spliced from 10 exons. The record is from RefSeq and is a predicted model, not a curated record. Bases 194 to 1357 code for a protein of 387 amino acids.